Acaulospora morrowiae is the source of this 321-nucleotide messenger RNA. The record is from the annotation of a GenBank genome assembly. NCBI's taxonomy places the organism in Eukaryota, Fungi, Glomeromycota, Glomeromycetes, Diversisporales, Acaulosporaceae.
AUGGAGAAGACCGAAAUGAAAUGUGAAAAUGGAAAUGUGAUAACGAAGGUAGAACUAAUGUCGAAAGAUGGAUGGAAUAUGAAUUCAGAAAUUCAGAAAUUCAGAAAACCAGAGAGGAAUGUAUCAUGGAAGACGAUGCAGGAAAGAAAAUGUAACAUCGAAAUCUCUGAAGCGCGGAAAAAUAUAGCUGAAUGUGAGACGAAAUUUGUGCGCCGCCUCAUAUUUCUUCCUUCCUUUGACGUUACACCGGAAAUUGAAGAUUGUGUCGAUGGUGUGAGACAUUCCGAGAGUGAACACUCUGUUGUGAACACGUUCGAAUGA